CAGACUCAGUAUGAAUGCAGCCUCCCGUAGGUGGGCGGGCUUGGUUUUAAAAGCCGGGCCACCUGCACCCUGUUUAUUUCUGUCUCUUCUCUCCCAGCUCCUGUACGUUAUUUGCGAUUCACUAUUGACUGUUUCUCAGUCUCAGGACUUCUAUUCACGACAGUUAUUGUUUUAUCGGCAAAGUGGGGAGUCGGGACAGCAUGGAUCACGAAACAUCCCACUUGCCGACAUGGCAGGACAACAAAACCACGAGCGAAAAGGCUGGCUUCGCUGGAGAUGAUGAAUCAUCGGCUCUUUUAAACGACAAGACGAAGAAUCAACAAACGAUGCAGCUGCGACAAAUCUUUGCCAAUCGCCUCAUGCCCGUUGCAUUCGCUCUUCCGUGGGUGAUGGGAAUGUUGAUUUCGUGGAUCCCAUUUACCAAGAUCUCUCUUUACAACGCCCCCGAUUUCCUUAUUCUCGCGGCUCUUAUCAGCACCCUCGAAGUCCUCAGCAUCGUCGCAGUCUUUAUCUUCACAUCCCUCCGCCCCUCAACGCUCGAAACCGAACCUAGUCCCAGCACGACUCUCAAAGAGAAAUUCUUCCGCGCCUGGUUCUGGUUUUUGUUCAUCAGCCCUUUCAUUACUGGAACAAUGGUUGUUCUGAUGGCGAGCGACAUUUCAUGCGAUCCGGAAGAUGAUCUGGACAUGCAUCAACCAAUUUGCCAAGUUGGCAUUCGGCUAAUUAAAGCGACUGCUUUAUGUCGCGCUGGAAUUAUUGCGACAUUUCUCUUUGCUACAUCUUCAUAUCUAGAACAACGACCUACGAAGCGCUGCACCGACUCGGACUCUGCAUGAUGUUUUGGAAAAAUCUAUGGCGUCAUGAUCUUUGUACAACGAUACCCCAGAAAGCAUAAAAUACAUUAAAGUAAAACCCAAC
This is a messenger RNA of Fusarium oxysporum Fo47, 918 nucleotides long. RefSeq lists its product as uncharacterized. The record is from RefSeq and is a predicted model, not a curated record. NCBI's taxonomy places the organism in Eukaryota, Fungi, Ascomycota, Sordariomycetes, Hypocreales, Nectriaceae. The transcript is spliced from 3 exons. Bases 201 to 836 code for a protein of 211 amino acids.